UUAUUUUUCUCCUAUAUAUCAGGUAGCAAGUAGUGUCAACCCACUACUCCCCAUACUUCUUUUCUCCUCCAUUAUUUUUCCUCCUCCUCCUCCUCCUCAAAAUGGCGAUACAAUUGGAGAAUUUGGUAGAAUCGAUAAAAUCAAAGGUGAGGAAAUUGAAGAAAUCGAAGAAACCGUACAUCAAAAUGGACAAAAGCUCCAGCGUUAGAGUGGAGAUUCGCAGCAGAAAGGCACGUAAACUCAUCGAUAAGACUCUCCAAGCUGCUGAUCGUCCUGGCAAGAGUAGUCUCUCUUAGUACUCUUUCUCUCCAUUUCGAAUAAUAAAAAUUUCUCUUUGUUUGGAGUUUAUCUGUAUAUAUUUAUAGAUAAGUGGCUGUUUCUGUGUUCCUCGACGGCGAUGAUUCUUCAUUUUCCGAUGGGAACCGUUUCGGUUUAUUUUCCUUUUGUUUUGAUUUCCAUAGCUAUUAAUGAGGGGACAAAAAAAAAGGAUUAAAUGUUGGGUUUAUUUUUCUUUGAAUUUGAAUGAUUUUCUCUAACGUUGAUUUGGAGUUGUUAUUAAAGUGUAGUAGCAGGAGUUACUCAACUGGGAAUGAAGAAAGUGAUCAGAAACGGAUCACUUCUCUAUA
This is a messenger RNA of Capsicum annuum, 626 nucleotides long. RefSeq lists its product as uncharacterized. The transcript has a single exon. The record is from RefSeq and is a predicted model, not a curated record. Bases 102 to 296 code for a protein of 64 amino acids. Lineage: Eukaryota; Viridiplantae; Streptophyta; Magnoliopsida; Solanales; Solanaceae.